CCAGCGCCACCACCCCGCACUCCGCCACGCGCCACCACACUGCCACCACCAUCUCCACCACUACCGCCACCACCAUCACCACCACUACCACAACUACCACCACCACCACCACCACCAUCACAUCACUACUAGUUAUGGCGUGUACUCUGGCUGGUUACCACGAUGAAGGAGAGUGGAAGUUACCAGGACGCUAGUGGAGGAUGGUGCCGGGUGCAGGACGCACACCCGCUCAACUCUUAUGACAGACUCACUUUUGUGUUGCUGCCGCCCUCGCUCUCCCUUUGUUGCCUGCACCUCUCACUGCAGCCUUGCAGGCUACAACCUGAGGCUGCUUGUAACACGUUACCUGCACCUCGCUGCUACCAAGCACUGAGUCUGUCUGAGAGAUUUUAGUUAUCCACCAGGAAUAUAUUGCGUUACUUCGUUGACACUUACAAUGCCGUUAGAAGAGGAUUUAUUGAAUUGUUUAUUGUUAUAAUUAGUGGGUGGCGAGCCUGAUGCCUGGAGCAACAGUGCAGCUGUGUGAUAGUGCCUCUUAACGUCUCUACUUCCCUGUGAAGGCUCAAUACUGUAUCUAGCAGUACACUCUCCUCCUCAACAAAUGUUUGGUGUAUUUUCACUGCGAUAUAUAUCACUACAAGGUCAAGACUGUGUGUUAUGAAGGUGGGAAGCGAGGGAGCAGCGUGUGGCUGGUGAGGGACUUGUUGCUCCACUCUUCCUUGUGGGGGUCCCUAGUCCUUUACGCCGCCCUCCCUAACCUAACUUGGUGUGGUGGCACUGCAACGGAUACUGGUGCCCACCCUGGACCAAUUUACUGUGGUGACACUGCAAGAGGCUCCUGGUGCCCUUCCUGGCUCAGUUUACUGUGGUGGCACUGCAAGAGGCUCCUGGUGCUUGAUUCCUAUACGCUCUGUUCAAGUGACAGUGCCACGCAUUCCGUUUCGUGGCUCUCUCGUCCUCAUUUGUGGCACCCUCUUCUCACUGUUGUAGUGGCUGAGAAAAUUUCACAGCUAUAAAACAGUGCACAAUUCAGAAUUGUAGCUCUGCACUGCUGGAUCACUGCAGUAGUCCCUCACUGCCCUAGAAGUUAACUGGUUUUGUCCAAAGGUAUCUGCGAGCGAUGGGCACCGAAAGCCUUGCGUAAGUCACUACAGGAGGAGUGACGAAGGUGGAGUGGUCGCCGCUACAAUAUCAGCAGCCGUAGUGUGGGAGAAGCUGGUGGUGAGGUGUUGGCGAGUGCUCCCAUGUGACUUACAAUGUUGGGUGGAGUGGUGCUGGCGCAUCACCCUCGCCUUUUGUAAGAUUAUGUGGUAUAGUGAUAUGUGAAGUGAAAAGUGGAAGUGAGAAAAUAGUGAUUUGUGGUAGUGGUGGAGGCUUGGUGUGUGUGCAGGUGGUAAGGUGGUGUUAGUGGGCCUCUGGCAGGCCCCUGGCAACAAGAACAGUGCCUACUACCACACCUCACCCACAAGCCUCAUCUUCGUCAAGUGCUACACGACGGGGUCUUACGUUAAGUGCAGUAAUCAAGUGUUGUGAGUGGCGCCACCACUUAUGUGAAGGACUUGAGAGCAAGUCCUGUACCAGUGCUGCUCUUGUAGUGGUACAGGCACCUGAUCACCAUUGUAGUGCCACAGUGGGUCGGGGGGAUGAAGAAGAGCAAGUUGCUGAGUCGGUUGCUGAGGGGCGGCUCUGGGGGCAGCACCAAGCAGCCAGCUCCCAACGCUCCUGAGCUGGGUGAAGCUGCUGUCGCUCCCAACCCCGUGGUAGCCGCCCGCACCACCAGUGGCCGCCGCAGGGAGACCGUAGCCGUCAGCACACCCUCCACUGGUGGUGCCUCUCCUCGGGAGAUAUUCCACCAACAGCAACAGCAACAACAGUCUGGAGGGGCGCCACAGAAGGCAGGUGUGGAGAGGUCUUCCUCCUGGAAGUACACACAUGACCACACACCAGACUCAUUCAGCAUCAACAGCUCUCCAUCUAUUCUGGAUGGUCGUGGCGGAGCUGGCCUGCAGGGACGGGCAGAAGAGACGCAGACUAUCGAGAAGAGUCAAAGCUGGAGCGGCGAUAGGCUUCUUGACUGUGCCACUGACUCAGGCUCCAGCCGGGGAGGUACCAACAACAGCAGUCGUGCAGGGAGUGGUAGCCGAGCGGGCAGCCGUACAGGCACCAGCAGCCGGUCCUCUCGCGAGCGUGGCCAGGCCAGUGGCCCUGCCAGCCUGCCUGCUAGCAGCCGUGCAGGUAGCCGGGCAGGCAGCCGUGCAGGCAGCGACCGAGGCGACUCUACUCCCAGUAGUGUUUAUGAUCAUCCUGUUGACCACUCACCACGACUCUCCACUCAGACUGACGCCGACGGCUACGAGAACGUUGAGUUGCCAUCACCGCAGCGGGACAGCGGCGACAACAGCAGCAGCGAGCAAGGCAGCUCCAGUCGUCAGCACGGCUCGCGGCUUAGCGUGAAGAGCAGCGGACGAAAGUCGCGGAGACCCAGUCCGCGACGCCAGGGAAUCCUCAGUAAAGCCUCUCAAGAGUCCACUGAAAGUCGUGAGGGUAGUCGCACUGCUCGGGGUAGUGUGCGAGGUACUGUACCCAGCAUCUCUCUCAGUACCUCCAGUCCUGUCCCGCCUCCUAAAGCCUCGGUCAACCGGUCACCUUCGCGAAAAUCCCGUCGUUCUCCAAACAGGUCUCCCAGCCGACCUCCGAGCCGCUCUCCCAGUCGAUCAGAUAGCCGGAGGAGAGACAGCCGGAGGAACAGCCGAUCUCCCAACAGGGGCCCCGAUGGGUCACCGGCUCGGGCACCAAGUAGGUCACCGGUAAGGAUGCCCAGUAGACAGUCUCCCGGUGACCCUUGGACCCGCAUGGUACCUCAAGACCAAACUCAGGCACGUUACAACGGCGAGCCGCAACAGCCUGGUGGACCCAGGAGCAUGUCUUACGAAGAAGGGAGAGUGUCUGGAGCGAGGAGCCCGCAGCCGCCUCUCUGGAAGGCUCGCUCGUGGCAGCAAUACAGUGUUGGCCACAGCACACCACAGAGUGAACGCGCCCGACAGCUGGCCAAGAGUCGCUCGUGGCAACAGCAGCAGUCAACCAUCCUCACCCACUCGGCCGACGCUGGCAUGGGACGCCCACGACAACAUCACAUCACCCGGCAGGAAGCUGUGCAGGCACAUCCAACUGCCCCCAUGGGUAAGAGUCGCUCGUGGCAGCAGAGUCACGAGGCUGACCCUGUGCCUGGUCCCCUCCCACGCACCUACACAGUUUCCGAACGGCGGGGUCGGCGUUCCUCCAUACGUCUGGCACCUCCCUCACCUCCACGCCCCAGCCCGCCUUCCUACUCACAAUCCCCAGCCAGAUCCCCGUUAGCUGCCCUGCCACCCCAGUCUCACCCUUCACCCAACACACACACGCCCAUACACGACACGCAAGGUCACCUCCAACAUCGUCACCAACCACCAAUGCGCACUCAGACCAGUGUGGGAAGUUAUAAUACUCCAGGCACAAUGACGCCUCAUGUAACAGAUUAUGUGGAGUUGCGAAACUACGAGGCCAUGGAGCGCCAGCAGCAGCAGCAGCAGGAGUAUGUGGACCUGCGGCAGUACCGAGCAGACCAGCUUCGCUCAGACCAGCUUCGCUCAGACCAGCUCCGCACCGACCAGCUCCGCUCAGAACAGCUCCGUAACACCCGCGACCCUGUCUGGCGAGAGCGAUAUCAUACUCCCUCAACAUUUUCUCAGCUCAAGCAGCUGCAGCAGCAACAGCUGCAACAACAACAGCUGCAGCAACAGCAGUUACAACAGCAUUUGCAUCAACAACAGUUGCAGCAGCAACAUCUGCAGCAACAUCAGUUGCAGCAACAACAGUUGCAACAACAGCAGUUGCAGCAACACUAUCAGAAACAGCAGUUGCAACAGCAACAGGCUCAGCAGUUCAUGCGGCAGAAGCAACAACAAAGGCCGCUCCAACAUCAAAAGUCAAUAAUGCAACAGACUGGCUACAAUUCUAGUCAGUUUGGGUCUCCUUCGCAAUUGGACGGAGAAUACGCCUCGCUUCAAGAGGUUCGUGAUGCCAUGAUGAGAAACAGUUCCACUCGCGAGGCUAAGAUGAGGGAAGGCUCGGUGCGGGAAGCUUCCAUAAGAGACGGUACUGUACGCUACCGCUUGUCCACGGCGGCGCAAGCUAGCAAACAACAGCCUCAGAACCACAGUUCUCACGCGGGACCUGUAAAGUCCUCCUCGCUCAUGACUUCCCAAGAGUUGCUGAACACGCUCAAGAGGCAACUGGCACUCUCUUCGCCCACCCGCACUACCCGCAGCAAGAGCCUGGAGGCUGGGCGGGCGGCGGCGGCCCUCAGUGCCGAGAGUGGGCGUGAUGCGGUUGGAGGGAGGGAGGUGACUGACGAGGGAAUCGUCGACCGCCUUUCACCUGCCCUCCUGGCCCUGGUGGCGGAAAAACGGGCGCGCCUCAAACGGUCUACAGGCGCCUUCUCAGGUAGCGGCGGGGGACGCGUGGCAGUGUUGCGGCAGGUCACCGCGCCACCAGCGAGAUGUUCGCUGGUUGGCCUGACGAGUGACAGUGAGUGUGAGGACAAAAAGAGCUCAGCGUCGUCGACGGGCGGUGCUGAGGUAGGCCGCCCCUUUCCCUCUGCCUCGCCGCACACGCAAGCCUCCGUGGUCAGCUCUCACGACUACAACAUGGAGCAGAGCAACGUGGCUCUCCUGCGUGCUGAGCUCAAGAUCGUAACCACAGACAGAGAUAUCAUGAAGAAGGAACUGAAGAAAGUAACCCGUGAGCGAGAUGAGGCCCUGGGCAGACUAGUGGGCAGUGUCCACCACCCUGACCAACCUGCCAAUUAUGGAACUUUAACAAAGCAGGGUGGUGGGUCCCUAAGUGAUAAAAGCUUAGGCUCCUCCCGAGAUUAUGAGAGUCUUAAGAUGCAGUGUGAGAAAGCCAUGGCAGAGGUUCAAGGACUCCUCAAGCAAAAUAUGGAGAUUAACAGAAAGUAUGAAAAUACAAUGAAGGAAGUAGAUUACUAUAGAAAACAAGAACGUGCUGCUUAUACAGCUCUGCAGAAGUUAAGAAUGCAGUAUGAGGAGGUUGUUGCAGAAAAGCAGAAAUUGGAGCGUGAAGUUACGUCGUUGCAAACAAUAAUGGAAGACGAUCGUAAAGAGAUAGCUGACCUUCGACGGCAACAGCAGAAGGUUAGAUUCCCGCUCAAAAGACAGGAGGCCAUUACACAGGAAGGCUCGGGAGAGGCCAUCAACCAGCUAUACAUGACCACUAUGCGCAAGUAUGAAGCUAUCAAAGAUGAGUAUGAUUCAAUUAGAAAAAGUUACUCCGAGUUAGUUGCCUCACAUUCCAACAACAUCUCUAAAUUGGAACUUACACAGGAAGAAGUGUCACGUCUGAAGAAACAAUAUGACGAUAUCUUACGAGAAUGUAACGAAGCAGUGCGUGAGAAGAAUUGCUUUAAGCAGCAGUGUACCAAAGCUAUCACAGAGUGGGACUCUGCUCUCAGGGAAAAAAACAAAUUGCAAGAAGAACUGCUCAAGAUUCGUGAGAAGUAUGAUGAGAUGAUGAAAGAGAUGAACACUCACCUCAUUCAAAGACAGCAUCUCAAUAAAGAUUUAAAACGGUUACAGGAAGAGAGGAAUGCAGCCAUGCAAGAAUAUACACUGGUUAUGAGUGAGCGUGACACUGUGCACAAGGAGAUGGACAAGCUUCAGGAGGAACUAUCUCAGGCCAGUAAAAAGAUCAAGACAAUUGAACAGACCACUAAUGAUUCAAGCAAAGAGCGGGAAUCCCUUCUUCUCCAAAUUGAAAUGCUGAAGCGGGAAAUAGCUGCAUCUCUCCACGACCGAGAUAAGGCUAUUAAGGAAUGUAACGACCUGCGGGAACGAUUUGGUGCCAAGGAAGAUACAAACAAGGAAUGGGAACGCUCGUAUAUGGGCUAUGACAACUACAAGCAGGAAAGGUUAUUAUCAAUGUUCUGCCUACUAUACAAAUAUAAAAGUUUUACAAGUUCACCUGGACAGUAUUUGAUGUGUGUAUUGAUACAGGUGAGAACGUUUGGCAGUCGUGACACCUCACUUCCUGGAGCGGUAAAUUAACAUGCAGUUAUUCAGUUAUUUCUGCAGCAUACUCUUAGUCAUGAUGAGUCCAGUAGAUUAUACAAGUACGCAGAUGGAGGAAAUAUCGAAAGUAAGCUUAAUUGCAGUGAUAUUGCAAACAACAAAUUACGAGUUAAUGAGAUACUAUUUAAUACUGAAAGACUGAGUUAGGUAUAUAUGGUAAAUUUAUUGCAGUUAUACAAAUAACUGGCUAGUUUAUUAAAAAAAAAAAAAUUUAAAACAGGAAAAAGGCUAAAAUUCGCAAAAUAUAGAGGAAAUAGCUGGCUAGUCAUUCAAAAUAAGAAGUAAUGAUUGCUUGAAUUUAAAAUCUAUUUUUAAACAGUAAAAUGAUUUGUCAUAUUAGUGAUAUUGUGCAAGAAGUGGAGGCAGGUUAAUGUAGAUAUAUGCUAAACUAUUAACCAGAACAAAAUAAAUUGAAAAUAUGAUACUGCACACUUUUGUUGCCAUGACACUGUCAGUAAAUAAGACGAUUGGCAUAACAAUUCCAAUGUGCCAAGAACAAAAAAAAAAAAAAUGAGAGAAUUUAGUUUUAUUUAUGUUAUAUUGUUUUUACUUAAAAAUUACCAGACAAGUUAACCUUAAUAAUAAGUUGAGUGAUAUAGUACUUUUUAAACAGACUUUGCUAAAAGUCAAGGAGCUGUGUAUACUUUGUUCAGAAAUAAUUUAUUUUGAACUGGAAAAACAAGUUAAUUUUUAUUUUUGAAAUAUGGUUGUAAAGUUUUAAGUUGUUUUUAAUAUAGUUUGGUAUCCAGUUUUUUUCAUAGGUUUUUCUCAUUUUUUUUUAACAUGUCGGUCAUCUCCCACCAAGGCAGAGUGACCCAAAAAGAAAAAAAACCCAAAAAAGAAAGAAAAAACUUUCAUCAUCAUUUAACAGUUUCACCAUCACUCAUACAUAAUCACUGUCUUUGCAGAGGCACCCAGAUAUGACAGCUCAGGUGUUCCUCCAAACUGCCAAUAUCCCAAACCUCUCCUUUAAAGUGCAGGCAUUGUACUUCCCAUUUCCAGGACUUAAGUUCGGCUAACCAGUUUCCAUGAAUCCCUUCACAAAAUAUUACCCUGCUCACACUCAAACAGCUCGUCAGGUCCCAAAAACCAUUCUCUCCAUUCACUUCUGUCUAACAUGCUUACACACACUUGCUGGAGGUCCAAGCCCCUCACCCACAAAAUUUCCUUUACCCCCUCCCUCCAACUUUUUCAGAGCCAACCAUUCUUUGCCUCCAUGGAUAACGUUUUUUUGUCUCCAGAGAUACCUCAACACACCAGUCACCUUUUUUCCUUCAAUUUUAUGGUUAACCUCAUUCUUCAUAAACCCAUCUGCUGACAAGUCAACUCCCAAAUAUCUGAAAACAUUCACUUCUUCCAUACUCCCUCCCUCCAAUUCGAUAUCCAAUUUUUCUUUAUCUAAAUUGUUUGAUAACUCUCAUUACCUUACUCUUACCUAUGUUCACUUUCAACUUUUUACCUUUACAUGCCCUCCCAAACUCAUCCACUAACCUUUGCAACUUUUCUUUAGAAUCCCCCAAAAGCACAGUAUCAUCAGCAAAAUGUAACUGUGUCAACUCCCAUUUUGUAUUUGAUUCCCCAUAUUUAUCCCACCCUUCUCACCAAUACUCUAGCAUUUACUUCUUUUACAACCCCAUCUGUAAAUAUGUUAAACAACCAUGGUGACAUUACACAUCCCUGUCUAAGACCUACUUUUGCUGGGAAGUAAUCUCCUUCUCUCCUUCACACCCUAAUAUGAGCCUCACUAUCCUCAUAAAAACUCUUUACAGUAUUUAGUAACUUACUACCUAUUCCAUACACUUGCAACAUCUACCACAUUGCUCUCCUAUCUAUCGUAUGCCUUUUGUAAAUCCAUAAAUGCAAUGAAAACUUCCUUGCCUUUAUCUAAAUACUGUUAACAUAUGUGCUUCAAUAUAAACUCUUGAUCUACACAUCCCCUACUCAUUCUAAAGCCUCCUGUUGGUGAUGGGCUCUUGAUUUAGGGAACUGGAUCUGUGCUCCAGUUCCCCGAAUUAAGCCUAGAUGCCUUUCACAUCCCUCCCCCCAGGUGCUGUAUAAUCCUACGGGUUUAGCGCUUCCCCUUGAUUAUAAUAAUAAUAAUAUAAAGCCUCCUUGCUCAUGUGGAAUCUUGCUCUCUAUCUUACCUCUAAUUCUUUCAAUAAUAACCCUCCCAUACACUUUACCAGCAUACUCAGUAAAGUUAUUCCCCUAUAAUUUUUACAAUCUCCCUUGUCCCCCUUCCCUUUAUAUAAAGGAACUAGACAUGCUCUCUGCCAAUCCCUAGGUACCUUCCCUGCUUCGUACAUUUAUUAAACAAAAAUACCAACCACUCCAACACUAUAUCUCUCCCUGCUUUUAACACUUCUGUCAUGAUCCCGUCAGUUUCAGCUGCUUUAUCCCCUUUUCAUUUUACGUGAUGCCUCACGCAUCUCCCCCACACUCACAUCUUGCUCUUCACUCCUAAAAGAUGUUAUACCUCCCUGACCAGUGCAUGAAAUUACUGACUCCCUUUCUUCAUCAACAUUUAAAAGUUCCUCAAAAUAUUCCUGCCAUCUACACAAUACCUCUAGCUCCCCAUCUACUAACUCCCCUACUCCAUUUUUAACUGAGAAAUCCAUUUGUUCCUAUGCUUUCUUAACUUGUUUAUCACACUCCACAAAUUUUUUCUAAUUCUCAGCAAAAUUUCUUGACAGUGCCUCUCUCACUCAUUUGCUCUCCUUUUGCACUCUCUCACCACUCUCUUCACCUUUCUUUUACUCUCCAUAUACUCUGCCCUUCUUAUAUCACUUCUGCUUUGUAAAAACCUCUCAUAAGCUACUUUUUUCUCUUGUAUCACACCCUUUACCACAUCAUUCCACCAGUCACACUUAUUUUCUCCUGCACCCACCCUCCUACAUCCACAAACUUCUGCCUCACAUUCUAAUACUGCAUUUUUAAAACUAUGCCAUCCCUCUUCAAACAACCCCCCCCCUCCACCCAUACUUGCACUAGCCCACCUUUCUGCCAAUAUCUCACCCUAACUUCCUCCUCCCUUAGUUUAUAAACUUUCACCUCUUACUUACUGUUGCCAUUUUUCUUUUGUCCAAUCUACCUCUUACUCUAACUGUAGCUACAACUAGAUAAUGAUCCGAUAUAUCCAUUGCCCCUCUAUAAACAUGUGCAUCCUGAACCCUACCCAUCAACCUUUUAUCCACCAAUACAUAAUUCAACGAACUACUUUCAUUACAUGUUGUAUCAUAUCUUAUAUACUUAUUUAUCCUCUUUUUCAUAAAAUAUGUAUUACUUAUUACCAAACCUCUUUUUACACAUAGUUCAAUUAAUGACUCCCCAUUUUCAUUUACCCCUGGCACCCCAAAUUUACCUACUACUCCCUCAACAACAUUUUUACCCACUUGAGCAUUGAGAUCCCCAACCACAAGUACUCUCUCACUUUGUUCAAAACUCCCCAUGCACUCGCUCAACAUUUCCAAAAAUCUCUCUCGUCUCUAUACUUCUUUCUUCUCCAGGUGCAUAAACCCUUACUAUAACUCACUUUUCAAAUCCAACCCUUAUUUUUCUCCAUAUAAUUCUUGAAUUUAUACAUUUAUAUUCCAUCUUUUCCUGCCAUAACUUAUCCAUCAACAUUAUUGUUACUUCUUCCUUUAUUUCUCCCCACUGAAACUCUCUUACCCCCUUCAGCUUUGUUUCACUUAGAGCCAGGACAUCCAACUUCUUUUCAUUCAUAACAUCCACAAUCAUCUCUUUCUUAUCAUUCACACUACAUCCACACACAUUCAAACAUCCCACUUUGACGGUUUUCUUCUUUUUUCUUUUUAGUAAGCUAUAUGGGAGAAGGGGUUACUAGCCCAUUGCUCCCAGCAUUUUAGUUGACUUUCACAACACGCAUAGCUUACAGAGGAAAGAUUUUUUUCCACUUCCCCAUGGAUAUGAAAGGAAAGGCAAUAAGAACAAGAACUAUUCAGAUAAAAUCAGAGAAAACUCAGAUGAGUGUGUAUACAUAAACAUGCAUGUGUAGCAUGACCUAAGUGUAAGUAGAAGUAGCAUGACGUACCUGAAAUUUGCAUGUUUAUGAGACAGAAAAAAGACACCAGCAAUCCUACCAUGUAAUACAUAUACAUACAGGCUUCCAUUUUACACUCACUUGGAAGUAUAGUAGUACCUCCCUGGGCAAUUGCUGUCUAUCAACCUACUACCUAAAUUAUAUUUUUUAAUUAUGCUUGAACAUGAUCAGGUUGUGUUUUUUCAGGUUUAAAUAUAGUUAGGUAAGGUAGGUUUUUAAGUUUUGUUUAAUUAUUGAUAAGAUUUUUUUUUCUGUUUUAUUUAAAUAGUUAAGAGGCUUACAAAAUAGCAUUACCUACACAUCCAUGUACAUCACCAGCUUUACACUUGUAAUCUAUAACUACCUCUUCAAUAACCAAUAUGUAGCCACAGGAGCAGAGUUAUGCUUGUGGUGUCCCAGCCGCAAGUUUUACACCGACUCCAAAUUUAUAUUCGACAAAGUUCACAACACAUACAGUAGUUUGAAGGUGUUAUUUUACCCUUAACAUAUUGCAUUUGCUUUAUAUUGCAGACAGUAAAUACAAUAUAACAAUGUAAAUGGUCUGGUUAGCCAGACUUGAGUCCUGGAAGUGGGAAGUACAGUGCCUGCACUCUGAAAAAAGGGUGGGGAUAUUUUGCAGUUUUUGAACUGUAGGCAUGUCUCUGUCAAGACAGUGAUGGAGUGAAUGAUGGUGAAAGUGUUUCUUCUUUUUAUUAACACAUCGCCCGUUUCCAACCUGCCUCGGUUGGAAACGGCUGAUGUGUUAAUAAAAAAAAAUACUAAAUGGUGAGAAUGAGCUAGCUCUGUUAAGUAGGUUAGAAAUGAAAUGGUUGUCCAUGGAUUUAACUUAAUCAUUGCACAAGGUUAAUGGUUCUAUCCCAAGUUCUCCCAAUACGGUCUAUUACUUUCAUGAUAUAGGAGAUUCUUAUUUUAGUUAUCAGUAUAUUUUCUAUCGUAGUGCUCAUCUUAAUAUGUUUUUCAUUUUUAGAGUAUUUUAAAUAUCCUGAUAAUUAUGGAAGUAUAAAAUGAGAAUUUUUUUCUUUUCAACAUACUUAUCUCCCACUGAGGCAGGGUGACUUAAAAAAGAAGAAACCCUUUUAAAAGUUUUUCUUCUUUUUAUAUUUAGUAAAAAAUGAGAAAUAACGUAACACAUUUUGAUUAUGUAAAACUUCUUAACAAGAAAAAAAAUUUAAUUCAAUAAUAGUUGAUAGUUGAAGGAGGGGUGGAGAUGUGUUGCUGUUUUUAACUGUAGUGUUGGCAUGCCUCUGGCAAGACAGUGAUGGAAUAAGUGAUGAUGAAAGUGUUCUGUUUUGGCUUGCCCUGUCAUGUUGGAAAUGGUUAAUGUGUUAAUAAAAAGAGAUAAUUGCAGUCCUGUUGCAGUAGGGUUCAAACAGUCCCUUGGGCAGUCACGGCUCUAAAUCAUAUUAGCAACAUAAAAUAAUAGAAUAAAAUCACACAGGACUUUAAUCGCAGGGGCAAUUGAGUAGGUAAACUGUUAGUGUCAUUCCAGGCUUCCAGCUCACCUCUCUGGUCAACAGUCUCUCCUGUUGGUCUCUCUCCCUUGUUGGUGUGCCUCCUGUUGUUGUCCCUGUUGGUGUGCCUCCUGUUGUU
Molecule: messenger RNA, 11775 nt
Organism: Cherax quadricarinatus
Lineage: Eukaryota; Metazoa; Arthropoda; Malacostraca; Decapoda; Parastacidae
Source: RefSeq, a predicted model, not a curated record